GCCUCGCCUUCCCUAUACUCGUCUCCUAUUCAUUGCGGUCGUCCUGCCCUGCACCUCCAGGGUUCCGCUCGACAUACUUCCGCGAUGCUCGAUUUUCGAUAGACCUACCUAUUCGUAGCUUUCCUCUGUCACUGGAUGCGAUUUUACCGGAGCGUUUCGUUUCGAUGAUUUGGUGUUCGUAGCCUUGAUUGACGAUAGUGGGAACUGGAAGCGACAGCUUCGACCAUGAUUCCCAUUUCCGACUUCGAUCAGCAUGCGAGGCGGUUUCUCGAUCCGGAUCAAACGCCGUUGCAGCGGCUGCAGCUGGCGACGGAGGUGCGCGACAGCAUCGAGAUCGCGCACACGGCGGAGUACGGCAACUUCCUCCGCGCCUACUUCCACGUCUUCGUCGCCGUCCUCCGCCAGCUCACCGGCCCCCAGUUGGUGGACAACCUGGAGCACAAGUUCCGCAAUGUGGUGCUCGAGGUGCUGAACCGCCUGCCGCACAGCGAGGCGCUGCAGCCGUACGUGCCCGAGCUGCUGCGCCUGGCGCUGUCCGUCCUAGCCACGGACAACGAGGACAACGCCAUGGUGGCGCUGCGGAUCAUCUUCGACCUGCACAAGAACUUCCGCCCCAAGCUCGAGCACGACGUGCAGCCGUUUCUGGACUUCGUCUGCAAGAUCUACCAGGCCUUCCCUGCUACCGUCAGCUUCUUCUUUGAUGAGGGCGGCGGCGGGGACCAGAUGCGCCGAGCAGCCGGGAUGGGGGAUGGCGGGGGGCUGAACCCGUCCACGCGGUCGUUCCGGGUGGUGACGGAGUGUCCGCUGAUCGUGAUGUUUCUGUUCCAGCUGUACCUGCGGUACGCGGCGCACAACAUCCCCGUGCUGCUGCCGCUCAUGAUGCAGUGCAUCGCCAUUGUGGGGCCCUCGCCGCACCACCACGUGCCCGCACGCCUCAAGGCUGCUUAUGCUGACCUCAAGGCAGCCCAGAUCAAGACGGUGUCGUUCCUGACGUACCUGCUGAGGGGCUAUGCGGACAUCAUCCGCCCGCACGAGGCCAACAUUGCCAAGAGCAUCGUCAACCUCCUCCUCACAUGCCCUGACGUCGUUGCCACACGCAAGGAGUUGCUGGUGGCAACGCGCCAUGUGCUGGCCACGGACUUCAAGAGAGGCUUCUUCCCUCAGCUGGACACGCUGCUCGACGAAAGGGUGCUGGUGGGCACGGGCAGGGCGUGCUACGACACGCUGCGACCCCUCGCGUACUCGCUUCUCGCAGAGCUCAUCCACCACCUCAGGGACGAGCUCUCCCUCAUCCAGUUGUCGCGCAUUGUGUAUCUGUUUUCCCGCAACGUGCACGAUGCCUCGCUACACCUGUCAGUGCAGACAACAUGCGUUCGCCUCAUGCUCAACCUGGUGGAAACCAUCUUCAAGCGCCGCUUGGCCCAUGAGGAUGGCCGAGUGCUGCUGGAUCGCAUUCUGGAUGCCUUUGUCAGCCGCUUUGGCACGCUCAAGGAGAGCGUUGAGUCGCAGUUGGUGGAAGAGGCGGGAGCACAGGAUGCGACAUCAGAGGAGCGCCGCAGCCUGAGAGCACGGCUUGAACUGCCAGUGCAGAGUGCGCUGGCGGGCCAUGUGGCCAUGGACCAUGCCAAGGAGGUGGCGGACUGCAAGCAGCUCAUUCGCACGCUCAUAAUCUCCAUGAAGACUUUGCUGUGGAGCAUAACACACUUCUCCAAUGCAGCGCCGCAGCCGACACACCCCGCCAUGCCCAACACGCCGCAGCCGUCAGGCAGCAAGGGCAUGCGCCAGGACGAGGUGCUACUAGCCAGUGCUAUGCUGCGCAGCGGCGUGCAGUGCCUGGCGGUGUUCCGCGAGAAGGAGGACGACGACACUUUCCUGCACUUCGCGUCGGUGUUCACGGUCAUGGAGCCGCGCGACCUCAUGGACAUCUUCUCCCUCACCAUGCCCUCGCUCUUCAACGCCCUCCUCAACAACUCGCAGCUGCUGCAGGUCUUCGCAGCUCUCCUUCAGAACCACAAGGCGUGCCGCCAUUUCGCUGAGGUGCUCGCCAGCUUCCUCGUCACAUCCCGACUCGACGUGUUGCGAACCCCCGACACGCCCGUGGCAGCACUCGUCCUGCAGCUCUUCCGCCUGCUCUUCGGCGCCGUGGCCAAGUACCCCAACGACUGCGAGCGUGUGCUGCAACCCCACAUAUCUUCCAUAAUGGACGCCUCGCUAAAAGCUGCAACCGAUCUCGAGCGCCCCCACGCGUACCUGCAGCUGCUGCGCAUGAUGUUCCGAGCGCUCUCUGGCGGCCGCUUCGAGCUGUUGUACCGAGAGUUCGUGCCCUCGCUCCUCCCCUGCACCAACACCAUUCUCUCUCUCCUUGACGGGCCCUCGGGCCCCCAGCUCAACGACCUGCUUCUAGAGCUCUGUCUCUCUCUCCCCGCGCGCCUCUCCUCGCUGCUCUCCCACUUGCCCCGCCUCAUGAAGCCGCUCCUGAUGGCCCUCCGGGGGUCCGAAGAGCUGGUAGGGCUCGGGCUGCGCACACUGGAGGUCUGGGUGGACUCAGUCAACCCAGAUUUCCUCGAACCCGCCAUGGCUCCUGUGCUCCCAGACCUGCUGCUGUGCCUCUGGUCGCAUCUGCGCCCCAAGCCCUACCCCUAUGGCAGCAAGGCGCUGCAGCUGCUGGGGAAACUGGGCGGGCGAAACCGGAGGCUGAAGGACCCGUUGGUGCUGGAGGCGAAGGAGAACCCGGAGCAUGGGCUGCGGCUGAUCCUCACGUUUGAGCCCAGCACGUCGUUUCUCGUGCCUCUAGACCGCUGCGUGCAGCUCGCCUUUGCUGCUGUCAUGGCAGGCCCGCUCCCCCCGCCGCUCACGGCACCAGGAGCCAACUCAGCAGGAGGGGGGGCAGGUGCGGUGGGUGGGCAGCAGGGGCAGGGGCAGGUGGGGCAGCAGCAGGAGCAGAGAGGCGCACAGGCAAAGGUAGAGCCGCAGGAAGGGAAGGGUGGGGAUGUGAAGUCAGAAGCAGGGCAAGCAGGGGGCGCAGGCGGCCCAAGCAGUGGUCAGGGCACUGGUAGCGGCUCUGCCUCUCACUCCCCUGCCUCAGGACCCACUCGCUCCUCCUCCUCCCACCCCUCCUCUGGUGCCAUCCCAACCCCUCUGGGCACCUUCUCCUCCUCCUCGCCCUCGUCCUUCUCCAAUCCCACGCUCACGCUGCACCUGCGGCGGCAGUCGCUGCGCUUCCUGCGAGUGUGCCUGCUGUCUGUGCUCAACCUGCGCGGCAAUGUGGACCGCGAGGCGGGGAUCAGCUCCCAGCAGCUCGCCUCGCUGCUGCUGUCACCUGCCGAUAGGAGUAGGCACCGGGUGGAGUCCUCUGCUCCCAAGGUUGACAUUGGUGCCAAGACCAAGACUCAGCUGCAAGCGGAGCGUGCCCUCUUCAAGCAGUUGCUCUGUGCUGUCAUCGCUUCCUCCUCCGAACCUGAGCUCCAGGAUCCCGAGGAAGAGCUUGUCCCCAAUAUCUGCCGCCACUUUGCGAUUCUCUCUCACCUUGACAACACCCAAGCCACCCCCCUUGCUGCUGCUGGAGUCCCCAGCAACACCACUGGCUCUGCAGCUGCUCUUGCUGCGUCUCCAGCCACCGCUGCGGCUGCUGCUCCAAAUUCUGGUGUGCCUGCUGUUGGUGGCGGUGGUGCCGCUGCUAUGGCAGCAGGCAGGGGAGCAGGUGGAGCAGGGAGUGUUGGGCGGAGAGGAGGACCUGCAGGAACCAAGGAUGAGGUGAUGACGGAUGCCGCUGCGAACCAGGGUGUGCAGCAGCAGCAGCAGCAACAGCAGCAGCAAGGAGGAAUGGCGAGGAAGCGAGGCAGGGAGGAAGAGGCGGAUAAGGUGAAGCAGGAGGCGAUGGAGGUGGAUGGGAGGGGCCAGGGGGGAAGGCCGGUAGCCGCGGUGACGCCAGCCGAUGGAGAACGGGGGGCCCAGGAAGGUCAGGAUAACAAGCGGAGGUUGGUGGGGCAGCUAGGGGGUGUAGAGGGUGGUCAGCAGCAGGUGGUUGUCCGGCCAGCGCCGGCAGCUGUUGUAGUGCCAGCAGCAGCGGUUGGAGCAGCACUGGUAGUGGUGGCAACACCAACACCAGCACCAGCAGCACAGGCACCAGCAGCAGCAGCAGCAGCAGCAGCAGCAGCAGCAGCAGCAGCGGCGGCGGCAGGGAAGGCGGCACCGUCAGGCAUUGCUGUGCCAGCAGCAGCACAGAGCAAAGGUCUGGCUGCCUCACCCCAAAAAUGCCAGCCGUUGACACCGCAGAGGACAGGCCUAGCCCCUGGCCAGCAGCAGCCAAUGCAGCAGCCACAGCAACAGCUGCAGGUAGUACCCAUGCCUGGGAUGCAAAUGCAGCAGGCGCAGCAGCUAAGACAGGCACCGCCACCCACACAGGCACAGGGGCAGGGGCAGGGGGUUCGUCCACAGGGAGUGGUGCCUCAAGCACAGCCAGGAGCGGGACAAGCACAGCCGGCAGUGGGACAAGUACAGCUGGCAGUGGGGAAAGCACAGCCUGUGCAGCAGGGAGCACAGAGGCAGACGGUUCAGGGGCCUGGUAUUGCACAGCCGGCUGCAGUCCAGGCAGCUGUCGCUCAACCAGCUGUAGCUCAGCCAGCUGUAGCGCAGGCAACUACGGCAGAGCAACCGACGGGGAUAGCACAACCGGCUGUGGCAGGACAGGCAGCUGUGGCAGCUAAAGCAGCACAAGCAGUCGUAGCAACACCGGCAGCCGUAGCAGCACCGGUAGCUGUAGCAACACCUGUAGCCGUAGCAACACCUGCAGCUGUAGCUAAACCUGCUGCUGUAGCAGCGCCGGCAGCUGUAGCAGCAGUAGCAGCACUGGCAGCUGUAGCAGCACCUGCAACACCAGCAGCUGUAGCAGCACCAGGUGCAAAAAGUGGGCCAGCGGUGGCAGGGGUACCAGCUCUUGCUGUCCUCCAGCUUGGCCAGGCAGCGGCAGCAGCUGCAAGCGCACAGGUGGCAAGGCCUGCACAGGCGAGACCAGCACCGGCACAGGUGGAAGGCUCUGGAGGGAGGGGGGCUCCAGUGCAAGGGACAGCACAGGCUCAGACACAGGUGCAGGCUCAGGCACAAGCACAGACACAGCAGGCUAGCGGCACAGUUAGCACGAAGGCAGUAGGGGAGGGGCAGUUGCAGCAGAGCACACAAGCCACAGCAGCAGAGGCAAAGAAAAGUGAGGGUGAGUCAAGUCAGCAGCAGGCUGCACAGGGGAGUCAGGUGCAAGCGAGCAAGGGCACAGAAUUUAAGGCCGUGGAGCAAGGUGUAGCAGUGCAGGGCAAAGAAGGAGGAGAAGGAGGUGGGGAGGGGGAGAAGAAGACAUGUGCAGACAGUCAGACAGAACAAGGGAAAGGUGUUGGUGAGAUGGAAGAGAAGAAAGAGAAGGUAGAGGAGGGAGGCAAGGAGAAGGAAGAGGAGAAGGAAAAGGACAAGAGUGGAGGGAAGGCAGAGGAAGGGGAUGGAGAGAGGAACGAGAAGGUGGGUGCUGGCACGCCUGGUAACGAGGAGCAGGGUAAGGAUGUGGAUAAGCCGAGUGGAGAGAAGGCAAAGGCGAGUGGUGCUGCGGCAGAGGCGGAAGCAGCAGAAGUGAAGCAGGCUGGGGUUACGGAGAAUGGCAAAAGCGAGAAGGAGAAGGAGAAGGAGAAGGAGAAGGAGAAGGAGAAGGAGAAGGAGAAGGAGAAGGAGGGCGCAAGAGUGGAGUCUGAACCGAUUCAAGGUGAGGGUGCUGGUGAUGUGGCAAAAGAGCGGGAUGUGAAGGUGGAAGGGGAGGAUGCAGGGAAGGGUGCCACUGCUGCAGCAGCUGUCGCUGCUGAACCGGAUGUUAAGGAUGCGGAGAAGCUUGUAGGAGAUUCGAAAGUCGGAGGGACUGUUUCGAAGGAUAGUGUGACAGGGGAAGGGAAGGGAGAAGGCAAGGAUGGUGCAGGUGGAGAGGCAGAGGCGGGAAAGGUGGCGAUAGCUGAAGCGGGUGCAGGAGAAGGGGAGAAGAAAGAAGAGGUGACGGAGGGACGGGAGAGCACAGAAGGCAAGGCAGGAAAUGACAAGGGGGAGGAGGAUGGUGCGAAGGAGGCAGGCGAGGGGGAAGCUGAGGGAAAGAAGCAGGUGGUAGAAGGGGUGGGGAACAUUGGCGAUGGGGAAAAAGGGGAGGAGGGCCAGGGGGGCGGUGGAGGGGGAAGAGAGACGGAGAGAGAAGAGGGGGCGGAGGUAAAAGAGGGUGUGGCGACCGGGCCGAGUACAGGAGGGGCCAAUGUUGAAGGGGCUGGUGGGACGAGUGGAGAGACGAAGGAAGACGGUGUGGGAGAGAAGGGGGAUGCGGUGAUGGAGGAAGGGAAGGGUGAGGUGGCUGAAGCUGAGGGGGGCAAGCGUGAGGCGGAAAAGGUGGAGGAGGGUACUGGGGAGGCGAGCGAGAAGGUGGAGAAGGUUGAUGACUCAGUUGCUAUGGAUGUAGAGAAGGAGAGCAAAGGGUUGGGUGGAGGUGUGGAAGUGGAGGGUGGGUUGAAAAAGUAUGGGAAGGAGGGGAAGAGCGAGGGUAUGGAAGAAGAGGAGAAGGCUGAGGUUGCACAGGACAAUGGAGCGGGAGGUAUGGAAGUGGAAGGUGGUAAUGCGGAGGCAGGUGAAGAAAAGGACGAGAAAGUGGAGGAGGGAGAGAAGGCGGAGGAGGGAGGGAAGGUGGAGGAGGGAGGGAAGGUGGAGGAGGGAGGGAAGGCGGAGGAAGGAGUUAAGGAGACAGAAGCAGUAGGAGAGGCCGAAGUAAAGGAGAAAGAGGAGGAGAAGGAACAGGGUGGGAAUGAAAAAGAGGAGAGAGAGGAGAAAGAGGAGAAAGAGGAGGAGGAGGAACGAGAGAAAGGGACUCAAGAAUUGGAGACUGAAGGGGGAGAAAGGGUGAAGAGCUCAGGAGAGGAGAUACGUGGAGGGGAGGGGGCGGGAGGCGGUGAUGCAGGCGAGGAGGAUGCAAAGGGAGGAGUAGGUGAAGGGGGAAUGGUGGAGGAAGAGAAACUUGAAGACGAGAAGACAGCGGAGGUCGAAGCGGAGGAGAAGCCAGCUGAGGAGAAGCCAGAGGAGAAGGCUGAGGAGAUUGUGGAGGCAGAAACAGAGGACAAGGGCGAUGAGAAAGAGCCUGCGGGAGAGGCGCAGCAAGGGGAUGCGCGUCAAGAGGAGGAGAAAGAAGCAGAGGCAGCUGUUGAGGGUGCUGGCGAGGAGCAGGAGGAUAAGGGACAGGCGGCAGCGGAAGCACAGCCGCAGGAGGCCGAGGGACAGGCAGCAGCGGCAGAGGAGGUAGUGGAGGAUGGUGGUGGAGAGGAGAGAGCUGGAAAGUUGGAGGGGGAGGAGAAGGUAGAGGAGAAGGAAGACACUGGGAAGGAUGCAGAAGUGAGCAAGGGUGCAGAGUUGGGCGAGGGUGAGGAGGGUGGAGGAGAAGCGGCAGCAGUAGAGGCGGCAGCAGUGGAGGAGAGCAAGGCGGAGGAAGGAAAGGAGGACAAGAUGGAAGAAGAGGAGAAAGGGCAGAGUGCGGCUGAGGGAGAGGGACGGGCAGAGGCAGGAACGGCGCAAGGUGGGGCAGAAGCGGGAGAGAGGCAAGGCAAACCUGUGGGUGGGACGGAGGAGACGCAAGUAGAAGCGCCGGAGGAGCAAGUGAUGGAAAACGCGGGGGAGAAUGUGGAGGGAGAAGAAAAGGGCAGCAGUGCAGAAGUUGCUGCGGGUGAAGGGGAGACGGAUAAACAGGGCAAGCAGGGGGAGCCAGCAGAGGAGAAGGCUGGAGGCGAUGGGAAGGGGAACCUGGAGGAGGUACGUGAGGGUGGUGGUGAGGGGAAGGAGGGUGGGCAGGGGAACAAGGAGGAGGGGGGCGAGCAAGGUGGUGCGGAGAAGGUCAGUGCUGUGGAGAAAGCAGGUGGAGUGGGGGUAGAUGGAGGAGGGCAGGAUGAUGGUGCGAAAAGGGAGGGAGGGGAAGAGAAGAAGGCGGGUGAAGCAGUGGAAGGAACAGCUAGUGAGACAGCUCGUGCUGCUGCUCCUGAGAAGGCGAAAGAGGCUGAGGAGGAGGGGAAAGGGUCAGCGACAGGGACAGAAGGGGCGGAAGGGGCGAAGGAAGGGGAGUUGGCAGAGGGGGAGGAGCCAUCUCUAGGUGAAGGAGGGAUAAAGAAAGUGGAGGGAGAAGAGAAGGGAGUCGAAGCAGAGGAGAAGGGGAAAAGGGAAGUGGAGGCACACGAGGAGCCGGGUGCGGCAAAGGGCACAUGGGAUGAGGGUGGUUGUUCGGUCAUGGAUGGGGAGCAGCGGGAGACAGGCGAGGGUGUGGCAGAUGGGGCUAAGGGCGAGAAAGAUUCUGGAGUAGGAAGCACUGUGGAAGGCACUGUGGAAGGAGAGAGGAAGAAGGAAGGGGCAGAGGGUGCAGAGGGGGAGGAUGGAAGGAAGGACGGGAAGAAGGACGAUGGGAGUGCAGUGGGCGAAGGGGAGCAAGGCGAGGGAGUAGACGGUGGCAGGGGGGAGAGUGGGCAAGCGGAGGGAGAGAUGGGCAAGGGCAAGGAAAUGGAGGGACGGAAGGAGGACAAGGUGGAGGGCGCAUCGCCGGAGGGGGAGGUUGCCAAGAAGGCAGGAGAAGAGGCUGAGGGGGAGCUUAGAUGUGAGAAGGGUGAGAAGGUUGGUGAGGGGCAGAGUGCGGGUGGUCCAGGAGGUAAGGCGGAGCCAGGCAAGCGCACAGAUGAUGGAGGGAAAGGUAGGGGGGGAGAGGUGUCAGGUGGUGAGAUGCAGCAGGAGGCUGCUAAGUGCGAGGAAGGGAGCGAGGUAGGAAAAGAUGAGGAGAAAGAGGAGGGGAAGGAGGGGGGAGGUGGAAAGGGAGAGGAGAAGGCAAGUGCUGCAGGUGGAUUAGGAGAACGAGACGGCGAAGGGAAGGAGAAGGCUGUGGGGGGGGUGAAUACGAAGGAUGCAGACGAGGGGAAAGCAGCGACUGCAGUGCAGGGGGAGGAGCAGGGUAAGAUGCAGCGCAAGACAGAAGAGACAGAGACGACGGGGACAGACACGGCGGCAGGGGAAACGGCGGCUGAAGGGAAGGGAGUGGAGGGCAAAGAGGAGGGAACAGGCGGUGGGGGUGGAGGGGGGAAGGAAUCUGCGGACAAGAUGGAUGUUGAUUCAACAGGUGGUGGGGCAGGGACGGGGCAGGCUGAAGGGAAGGGGGAUGGAGGGGGGCAGGGACAAGAGGCCCAAGAUGUGAAGAUGGAAGAUGCAGGAGAGGAAUCUAAGGAAUCGAAAGUUCAUCUGCCGAUUGAGCCCCAAAAACCUGCAGCGCCUCAGCAUGCACCAGGGCGGCUGCAGGCCGAGCAGCCUGUGCAGCCUCCCCUCACAUCACCUGCUACACCACUACCGCCAACGCCAACGCCAGCGCCAACGCCAACGCCAGCGCCAGCGCCAGCGCCAACGCCAACGCCAACGCCAGCGCCAACGCCAACGCAAACGCCAGCGCCAACGCCAACGCCAGUGCCAACGCCAACGCCAACGCCAACGCCAACGCCAACGCCAACGCCAACGCCAACGCCAACGCCAACGCCAACGCCAACGCCAACGCCAACGCCAGUGCCAACGCCAGCGCAAACGCCGGCAGCACAACAAGGGCUAAUAGUGCAAACGGCACAACAAGCGUUAGAGGGGCCUAAGCAGCAGCAGCAGCAGGUGGCACAGCAAGGCGUGGCUAUGCAGCGAGGUGGAGUGCAGCAACCGACAGGAGUGGCAGUCUCUCCUUCGCAGUGGCCCACACCGGCUGCGACUGUACACCCACAGCAGCAGCAGCAGCAGCAGCGGAUGGCUCAAUCACCGCAGCAACGGCCACAGGUAGAGGCAACACAAGCUGCAGCUGAGGAUAAGAAGGCACCAAACACACAGAUGGCAGGUCCGCAGACUGCAGGUGCAGUGAAAGUAGAGGCAGUGGAGAGCAGCCAUGGGGCAGUGGGCCCGCACAGCACAGCCGUAGGCCAAGCACAGGUGCCGCCACAGGUAGCAGCACCAGCACAUGCACCGGCACAGGUACCAGCAGCAGCACAUACACCGGCACAAGCACAGGCACAGGUGCAGGCACUGGCACAGGCACAGGCGCAGGCACCGACACCUGCACCUGCUAUUCCGCAGGCUGAUAGGCUGGCCCAAGGCGUGAGUCGGGCGACACAGCAGGGCCAAGCAGCUCCGACUCCUGGUUCUGCCCAAAGCCCUGCGCAACCUACACAAGGCCCGUCACAGGGUGAUCAGCGAGCGACGUUGCCUGGGGCGCAAGGAGUGCAAGGAGGGCAGCAAUUGCCGCAAGGAGCACAGCAGUUGCAGCAACGAGCGGCUGUGCAGGCCCAGCCACCGCAGCAGCCUGUGGGUCGUCCGCAAGGGCAACCAAUGCCUGCUCUGCAACAACAACAGAGGCAGCAGCCACAGGCACAGCAGCAGCAGCAGCAGCAGCAGCCGCUGCAGAGGCAGCAGCCACAGGCACAACAGCAGCAGCAGCAGAUUCAACAGCACCCACAGCAGCAGGCCUUCCAGCAGCAAUCACAGCAGCAGACGCCGCAGCAGCAGCAGCAGUCGUCCCUGCGUGUCCUAGACCCCAUCAUCUUCAUCGAUUCCCUUGUGUCCGUGCUCGUGGCGGAGAACCGAGCGCAUGCGCGCGCCGCCGUCACCGCACUCACCGCCUUCGCAGACUCGGUCAUUCUCAUGGCGCGCUGCCGACAGGCAGGCACUGCCAUCCCUGCCAUGCUCCCCACGCCGGGGACACCGGGAAUGGUGUCUUCCCCGUCGAUGAGUGUGGUAGCGCCUGCACCCCCUGGGCUGAGAGUGCCGGUGCUGGAGGAGCUGCUGGCGCGCCUGCUGCACUGCUGCUACGGGCUGGCGUGGCACGAGCAGAUCGGCGGGGUGAUGGGGCUGGGUGCGCUCGUGGGCAAGGUGCCCGUGGACAUGCUCAGCCUCUUCCAGUCCCGCAUCGUGCGCGCUCUUCUCUUCGUGCUAAGGAGGCUGCCUCAGCACUCAGUUAGAGAGCACGAGGAGACAACUCUUGUCCUUACCCAGGUCCUACGAGUGGCCAACAGCAUGGAUGACACGGCGUCAGAAGAGCGCACCGCCAGCUUCCGCUCCGUGCUCGAAGUCCUUGCAGUGGAGCUGUUCAACCCUAACUCGCCCGCCAUCGUGCGCAAGAAUGUGCAGGCCAGCCUCGCGCUCCUCGCCUCGCGCCGCGGCUCCGAGGUGUCGGAGCUGUUGGAGCCCACGUACCAGCCGCUGCUCGCCCCGCUGCUCAGCCGCCCCCUGCGAUCGCGACACGUUGAGCAGCAGGUGGGCACCGUCAUGUGUGCCAACUUCUGCCUCGCCCUGCGCCCACCCCUCCUGCGCCUCACCCCGGAGCUCCUCACCCUCCUCCAAGACGCGCUGAGCGUGGCUGAGGCGGACGAGGCAGUGCUCCAUGCCAAGUUCCUCACGGGGCGGCAGGCCGCUGUGCUCAUGCGCCUGCGUUCCGCGUGCAUCGAGCUGCUCUGCACCGCCAUGGCGUGGGACGAGUGCAAGGCGCCCGGCCACGCCGAUAUGCGCUCGCGCAUCAUCGCCAUGUUCUUUAAGUCGCUCACGCUGCGCACGCCCGAGAUUGUCAGCGCGGCCAAGGAGGGGUUACGGCAGGUGAUCAUGCAGCAGCGCCUGCCCAAGGAGUUGCUGCAAUCCAGCCUGCGGCCCAUCCUCGUGCACUUUGCGCACUACAAGAGCCUCAACCUGCCGCUGCUCCAGGGUCUGGCGCGGCUGUUGGAGCUGCUGUCGAACUGGUUCAAUGUGACGCUGGGCGACAAGCUCAAGGACUACCUGGCCAAGAUGCUUGAGCCCGACAGAGGGCCCACACAGGGGCAGAGGGCAUGGCGCCCGGGGGAAGAGCCCAAGAUAGCCGCUGCCAUUCUGGAGCUCUUCCACCUGCUGCCGUCCCAAGCUGUCAAGUUCCUGGACGACCUGGUGCACCUGUCCAUGCAGCUGGAGGCAGCUCUCCCGCCCACGUCCCUCCUCUCGGACCUCAACUCGCCGUACCUGCAGCCGCUCACCAAGUUCCUCAACCGCUACGCACACGAGUCUGUCGACUACUUCCUCGCGCGCCUGGGCCAGCCCUCCUUCUUCCGCCGGUUCCUCGCGAUCAUCCGGUCCGACACGGGCGUGCCGCUGAGGGAGGAGCUGGCGCGGUCGCCCAAUAAGAUCAUCGGCGCCGCGUUCCGGUCCGUGGCACCCUCGCUGGGGCUCACGGACUUGCCCCAGCCCGCGCAUCCGCUCACUCCUGCUCAAGAGGUGGAGGUGCAGAUCAACGGCAUAGCGCUGGUGCGCGCGCUGGUGAAGCUGCUGCCGGACUGGCUGGGCGGGCAGCGCCAGAUCUUUGAGGCGCUGCUGCACCUCUGGCACUCGCCCGCACGCAAGCAGCGCCUCAUGCGCGAACAAGACCUGCCCCUGCACAUGGUGAAGGAGAGCAAGUGGCUGGCCAAGUGUUUCCUCAACUACGUGAAGCACAACCGUGAGGAGGUGGACGUGCUCUUCUCUCUGCUCGCCAUCUUCCGCGUGCGCACGCGCAUCGACUUCACCUUCCUCAAGCGCUUCUUCAUGCUCCAGCUGGCAGAGACGUACUCGCCGCAGCAGCGCAAGCUAGUCCUGCUGCGCUUCCUGGUGCUCUACCAAGGCGGCAUCCUCACCAACCCCGCGCAGCCACCAGCAGGGCAGCCUGGAGCCCAAGCAGCAGCAGGGGGGCCGGGCAGCCAGGUGAUGCCGGCGGCGCACCAGGAGGCGAUGGUGACGGCGCUGCAGCUGCUGAUCAUGCCCAUGCUCUCGCACUCGCUCAGCCAUGGCCAUGGGCCCGAGCUGCUGGACGCCACUGUCAUCCGCACCAUUGUGGACCGCCUGCUUGACCCGCCAGAAGAGCUGAGCGCGCAGUACGACGAGCCGUUACGCAUAGAGCUGCUGCAGCUGGCAACCCUGCUCAUCCGCUACACGCCCAACGAGCUGAAGCUGCACCGGCGCGAGCUGAUCAAGUUUGGGUGGAACCACCUCAAGCGCGAGGACAGCAGCAGCAAGCAGUGGGCCUUCGUCAACGUCUGCCACUUCCUCGACGCGUACCAGGCGCCUGAGAAGAUCAUUCUGCAGGUGUUUGUCGCGCUGCUGCGCGCCUGCCAGCCGGAGACCCGCCUGCUCGUGAAGCAAGCCCUGGACGUUCUCAUGCCGGCUCUGCCCAACCGGCUGCCUCAGGGGGACCAGAAGAUGCCGCUAUGGAUCCGAUACACUAAGAAGAUUUUGGUCGAAGAGGGGCAUUCGAUUGCGCACCUGGUGCAUAUUUUCCAGUUGAUUGUGCGGCACGCAGACCUUUUCUACCCCUCACGCGCCCAGUUCCUGCCGCAGAUGGUAAACUCGCUGCAGCGCCUGGCCCUGCCGCUCAACAGCUCCCUCGAGAAUCGCCGCCUGGCCGUGGACCUCGCAGGGCUCGUGGUCAACUGGGAGAAGAAGCGGCGAGAGAAUGAGGCGGCGGCUGCUGCUGCUGCUGCCGCUGGUGGUAGUGGUGCUGGUGGUGCUGAUGGUGCUCCAGCAGGAGGAGGAGGGGAGGGUGGUGAGGUCAGUCAAGUGGUAGGUGGGGCGAAGAGGGAGUUGGGCGGAGGCGAGGAGAAGGAGGAAGGGAGUGCUGCUAAGAGGAUGAAGCUGGAGGAGGGGCAUGCGCUGGGGCCAGGUGCUGCAGUUGGCACUGCUCCCAGCGCGGCUGCUGGAGCAGGAGGAGCAGCUGGUGCAGCAGGAGCAGCUGGAGGAGCAGCAGGAGGAGCCGGAGCAGGAGGAGCGGGGACGCCAGGAGGGGACGAUGAUUUCCGGCCGCACACGGGCAUGGAGGACAUGGUGCUCAACUUCCUCAUCCGCUUUGCGUUUGUGUCGGAGCCCAAGGACAAGGACACCACAGCGCUGCACCAGCAGGCGCUGCAGCUGCUGGAGGAGGCGCUGGGGCUGUGGCCGUGGGCCACUGUUAGGGUCAACUACAUCGAGCGCCUGCUCGCGCUGCACCAGCAGCAGACUGCCGCACAGCAGAAGGCUCAGCAGUCCGCCGCAGGGGAGGGGGGAGACGCCAACCAGGCAGGAGCUGGCAAGGCAGCGCCGGGUGGGGGGGCAGCAGCGACCAAGGACCUAUCGCUUGCGCUGCUGACAGGCAUGGGGGUCAUUGAGACGUGCCUGCGGAAGAGCCCCCUCUCCUUCCUGCGCCACAACUCCAUGCAUGUGCUUCAGAUCAUAGAGCCGUGCAUGAGGAGCCGGUCCAAGGAGGUCAUUGCAUGCCUCUGCCGCAUCCUCCGCACGCUCUUCUCAACCGCCGCCUCCCUCUCGCCUCCAUCCGCCACCCGUGCCUCAGCUGCCUCUGCUGCUGCUACACCUGCUGCUGCCGCCGGCCCUGCCGCCACCCCUUCCGCUGCCGCUCCCUCACCUGCUGGUCAAGCUGCUGCUGCUGCGGCAGCAGCAGCAACAGGGGGAGAGGGGAGCAAGGGGCGGGAGGACGACCCAGCAGCGAGGGAGGCGUAUCUGGAGCAGGUGAAUGUGGUGGCGCAGAGGGUGGAAGAAGUGACGCAGAAGCUUCUCAUGUCCAUUGUCUCUCCUCAGGCCUCUGCCUCAGGCUCUGCUGCUGCGGCACCUGGGCAAACUCCUGGAGCCUCCGGCCCAGGUGGUUCUGCUGCUGGUGCAGCAGGAUCAGGUGCCAUGUUACCACCGCAGCAGCAGCAACAGGGUAGAGCAGCAGGGGCACCCGGUCUGCCUCCCUUGGCUUCCCGACCUGGUGCUGCUGGCGCUGCUGGCAUUGCGCACGCGGCAGGGGCAGCUACUCCCCAGGGAGGAGCACCUGGUGCAGGUACAUCUGCAGGGGCAGCAGCAGCCGCACCAGCAGGCAUGGCUCGAAGUGCCACGCCGACGCUUCCUUCCUCCUCCCUUCCCUCUGCACCGGCCGUGCUAUCCCCCGCGAACAAUGCUGGUAUCAGAGCGUCGCUAGCAGUCCUGCACACGCUGGCAGCCACUGAGCAGCAGCAGAUAGUGGAUCGCCUGCUGCCAGUGCUCGUGCCCACGGCGCUCCACCUCUCCAGAAGUAUCGCUGCUGCAGGCCCUGCUGCUGGCACGUCCGCCGAUGCACAGGCGGAUGAAGCAGCAGGGGGCCGAGGCAAGCCGCCAUCCCCAGGCCUGGCGGCACUGGCAGGAGCAGGAGCAGGAUCAGGCAGCUUCAGCGCAGCAGCCGGGAGCGCUGCUGCCACCGCUGCUGCUGCAGGCGCUGCUGGUGGCGGUGGUACUGGGGGAGGGGCAGGUGGGGGAGGUGCAGCAGGGGCAGGUGGGGAGGAGGAGGGCCCAGGGCUGGUUGCAGCGGGGGUGGAUAAUCUGUGUGACGCCUUGGAGUUGCUGGGCAGGCGAGUGCUCUAUGUGACUGACUGCCGGCGGCAGUUUGGGCUGCUGCUGCAGAGCCUGCUGACGGAUAGAGCCACGGACCCCGCUGUGCUGCUGUCCAUCCUGGAGAUUGUGUGCCGAUGGGUCGACACUGAGUUCAGGGUGUCGGUGGUGCGGGGGGCGCAGCAGCAAGCGGAGCUGGUGUACACGGGCAUGUUGAACGCGCGCGACGUGGUCAACUUCCUCUACAAGCUCGCACUCGUCACCAAGGAGCGCCGCCUCUGCCACCUGCACUUCGCGCCCUCCCGCUCCUCCCGCGCCUCCUCCGCCGCGGCGCUCGCUGCUUCCACGGACUCUCCUGCCAUGCCGGCUGGGGCCCAGCCCAGUGCAGACUCCUCUGCUGCGUCGGCCUCGGAGCCUCCUCGCGACUGGGAAACCAAGUUCCUCGGGCUGCUCUACUCCCUCUGCUCCGAUACCACCAGGUACCCCACGCCCAUCCGCCAGGAGGUAUUCCAGAAGGUGGAGCGCGUAUUCAUGCUUGGGCUGCGCUCGCGCUCCCCGUCUCUCCGCGCCAAGUUCUUCUCCCUCUACAACGACGCCAUAGGGCGCCAGCUGUGCACACGCCUGCAGUUCAUCAUCCACGGGCAGAGCUGGGAGGCCCUCGCCGACAGCUUCUGGAUCAAGCACGCGCUCGACCUGCUGCUCGCCAUCCUCAUCGACCGGGAUAGCGUUACUCUCGCGCCGAAUUCCGCGCAGCUGCCCCCCCUCAUGCCGGCUGGCGGCGUGCCCCUGCACGCCGCCGUUCCUGCUGGGAGCUCCGGGGGAGUGUCCGGAGGAGGGGGAGGAGGAGGGAGUGGAAGUGGAAGUGGAGGGGUGGAGGGAGGUGUGUCAGAAGACGAAGGUGGGCGCCUGUCCUUCAACUCGCUGGUAUCAAAGCACACCAAGUUCAUCAAUGACUCCCUGCGCCUGCAAGUGUCGGACCUACUGCACCCGCUGCAGGAGAUGUCGCUGGAGGAGCCAAUGGUGGCGUACCACCUGUGGGUGCUGGUGUUCCCCAUCGUGUGGGCGUCGCUGCACAAGGACGAGCAGGUGCAGCUCGCCAAGCCCAUGAUCGCGCUGCUGUCAAGGGAGUACCACUUCCACCAGCUGCACCGCCGGCCCAAUGUCGUACAGGCCCUGCUCGAAGGCAUCAGUUUGAGCCAGCCGCAGCCAAAGAUCCCCUCGGAGGUGAUAAAGUACCUGGGGCGCACGUUCAACGCGUGGCACGUCGCCAUCCCCCUGCUUGAGAGCCACGUCUCCAUGUUCCCCCAGGACGCCCGCUGCUUCGACGCCCUUGCUGAGCUCUACAGGCUGCUCAACGAUGCGGACAUGGUGCACGGGCUGUGGCGCAGCCGCAAGGCGGCCCAAGAAACCCACGUGGCGCUGGCCCUCCAGCAGCACGGGUUCUGGCGCGAGGCGCAGGAUGUGCUCUCUCGCGCCAUGACCCGCUGGCAGCACGGCCGCUUCACCAACCAUGAAGUGGGCAAAGCCGAAGAAUCCCUCUGGGAGGAGCAGUGGCUGGCGUCCGCAUGGCAGCUGUGCCAGUGGGAUGUAUUAUCCGAGUUUGGGAGGGAGUUGGACAACUACCAGGUGUUGCUGGACGUGGAGUGGAGGAGGGGGAACUGGGCGCUGCUGCGGGAUACGGUGCUGCCUAAGGCACAGGUGGAGGAGAGUCCGAGGGUGGCGAUCGUGCGCGCGUACUGCAAGCUGCAGGAGGGCACUCUGGAGAGCAUUCAGGAGGCGGAUCAGCUCAUCUCCCUGGGGGUGUCUCUGGCACUGAGUCGGUGGUGGCAGCUGCCGGUGGUGGGUGUGCAGCCGCACCUGCCCUUACUGCAGCAGUUCCAGCGCCUGGUGGAGCUGCAGGAGUCAGCACGCGUGCGCCUAGACAUAGCAGCCGGCGCCAAGCACCACAAGCUCAUGGCGCUGCACGGCGGCUCACGCGACGCCGCGGCCGCAGCAGCAGGCGCAGCAGGAGGGGGGGGAGCGGGUGGGGGUGUGGGGUCGUCGUCAUCGUCGGGGGCUGCGGGGGCGCCGUAUGCGUUCACUCAGCUGAAGGAUGUGCUGGACACGUGGCGGAUCAGAGUGCCGAACGAGUGGGAGGAGGUGGCGGUGUGGAGUGACGUGCUGCAGUGGCGCAACCACGUCUACUCCUUCAUCAUUUCGUCCCUCGAGUCUCUGCCGGAAACCAGUCCGGACCUGCGCUCUCUGGGUUUCCGCGACAAGGCAUGGAGCGUGAACCGCCUUGCAUCCGUAGCGCGCCACCACGGGCUGGGCAGCACGUGCGUGCGCCUGCUCAACUCCCUCUACGGCUACAUGACCAUGGAGGUCCAAGAGGCCUUCACCAAGAUCCGAGAACAAGUCAAGGCGUACAUGGAGAUGCGGGAAGGCGGCGGGAAGCUUCUUACGGGGUUAAAUCUGAUCAACGUCACGCGGCUGGACUACUUCCCGCAGCCGCUGCAGGCGGAGAUUUUCCGCCUCAAGGGGGAGUUUCUGCGGCGCAUGGGCGAUGGGGAUGGCGCGCACGUGGCCUUCUCCACGUCCGUGUCGCUCUGCAAGAGCUCGCCCAGGGGGUGGCUCAGCUGGGCCUGCUACUGCGACCAGGUAUGGCAGGACACGGGGGUGCCGGUGUGGCUAGAAUACGCCGUGACCUGCUACUUCCAGAGCAUCACAUACGGCUCACCACGCGGCCGCACGUUCCUCUCGCGCGUGUUGUACCUGCUGUCCUUCGAGGACGGCGACGGCACCGUGGCGCGCGCCUUUGACAAGCACUCCGACAACGUGCCGCACUGGGUGUGGCUCGCCUGGCUGCCGCAGCUGCUGCUGUCCCUGCAACGCCCCGAGAUGCCCCACGCCAAGGCCAUUCUCUUGCGCCUCGCUGCAUCCUACCCCCAGGCGCUCUAUUACUGGCUGCGCACGCACGUUCUGGAGCGCAGAGACGUGGCGCAGAGAGCAGCAGCUCGCCCCCACGCUGCUGCUGCGGCAGCUGCUGCAGCGGCGGCAGCAGCAGCAGCUGCAGGGGCAGGUGCAGGAGGGCCAGGUAUGGGAGGCGGGGCUGGCGCUGGUGGUGCUGGCGCUGGGGCUAGCAACAUGGGAUCAGCAGGGGGGCCGCCAGCAGCAGCAGGCAGCUCUGGCGGUGGCGCUGUGCUUGGAGCAGGAGGCCCAGCAGGGGCACACACAGGUGCUGGUGGUGCUGCCGGGGGGCCAGGCGGGGGAGGUGCGACUGGGGGAGGGCAGGGAGGAGGAGCAGGAGGGCCGAGCGCAGCAGCAAGGGCUGUGCCUGCCAUGUCAGAGUCGCGAACAGCGGUGUCUGCUGCUUCGAAUGACGCGGGGCCGCCUUACAACAACCCUGGGGGGGGUGCCAGGCCUGCUGGACGACCCUUGGGGGCAGCAGGGACGGCUGAUGCAGCAGCAGCAGGAGCAUCCCCUGGCCAAGCAACAGCAGCGGCGGCGGCAGCAGCAGGGGCGGCGGCGCCGACAGCUCUAGCAGCAGGAGGGCCGGUGGUGGGUGUGGCUCGGCGCUCGGCUGCUGCAGGUACACCAGGGGGAGGCGCAGCCGGCGCUGCUGCCGCUGCUGCUGCUGGUGGCGCUGCUGGCAGCAGCAGCAGCACGAGCAGCUGGCAGGCAGCGGCAGUGAUGGCGUUUGAAGCGGCAAUGGAGGUGAUGGAGGCGCUGCGCACCAAGUAUGGCAGCCUGGCAUCAGAGCUAGAGGUCAUGCUCACAGAGAUCGGCGUGCGCUUCGUGCCCCUCCCAGAGGAGCGCCUGCUGGCCGUCGUGCACGCGCUGCUGCACCGGUGCUACCGCUACCCCACCGCCACCACCGCCGAGGUGCCGUUAUCUCUCAAAAAGGAGCUGUCUGGUGUGUGCCGCGCGUGCUUCUCUUCAGACACCGUCACCAAGCACACCGAGUUUGUCAACGAGUACAAGCGGGAGUUCGAGCGCUCCCUCGACCCCGAGUCCACGGACACCUUCCCCAAGUCCCUAGCUGACCUCACAGCGUCCCUCAAACACUGGGAGGGGGUGCUCCAGCGGAACAUCGAGGAGCGGCUGCCAGCGGUGCUGAAGCUGGAGGAGGAGAGCCGGCAGUUGCGGGAGUGGAAUGUGAUGGAUAUAGAGGUGCCUGGGCAGUAUUUCAACGACCAGGAUGUACCGCCAGAGCAUGCUAUCAAGCUUGAUCGCAUCGCUCCCGAUGUGCCGAUCAUUCGCCGCCACGGCAGCAGCCACCGGCGGCUGUCGCUCGUGGGCAGCGACGGGUCGCAGAAGCACUUUCUGGUGCAGACGUCCCUCACGCCGUCUGCACGCAGCGACGAGCGCACGGUGCAGCUGCUGCGGUCGAUCAACCGAGCGGCGCUGCUGAAGCACAGAGACACGAGGAGGCGCAACCUGGCGUUCCACACGCCCAUCAUUGUCCCUGUCUGGCCGCAGGUGCGGCUGGUGGAGGACGACGUCACCUACUGCACCUUCGCGGAGGUGUACGCGAUGAACUGCGCACGGUACAACCGCGAGGCGGACCUCCCGAUAGCCAAGUUCAAGCACGACCUGAAUGCCGCCAUCAUCAACCAGCUGUCGGGGGAGCGGCUGGUGGCUCUGCGGCUGAGGUCGUACCGCGAGAUCACGGCGCACCUGGUGUCCGAGAAUAUCAUGUCGCAGUUUGUGUACAAGUCGCUGCCGUCAUCGUCGCACCUGUGGACGUUUAAGCGGCAGCUGGCGUCGCAGCUGGCGCUGUCGGGGUGUGUGUCGUUCCUGCUGCACAUAGGGGGGCGAUCGCCCAGCAAGACUCUGUUUGCCAAAAACACCGGAAAGAUCUUCCAGAACGACUUCCACCCAGCGUACGACCACAAUGGCAUGGUGGAGUGCCAGGAGCCGGUGCCCUUCCGGCUGACUCGCAACCUGCACACCUUCUUCACGCCCUUUGGCACGCUCGGCAUCUUCAUGUCCGCUCUCUGUGCCGCAGCCCACGCCAUCCUCGCUCCCAAGCGGCACGACAUGCGGCACCACUUUGCCAUGUUCUUCCGGGACGAGCUCAUCUCCUGGUCCUGGCGCAGGCCGCCCUCGCUGGGCCCGCCUGGGGCAGCCAGCAACAGCGGCAGCAUAGCAACUGCGGACCUCAAGGCUAAAGUGGCAGCUAAUGUGGAGAGCGUGUGGCGCAGGCUGCAGCGCGUGGCGCCACAGAGCUACGUGGGCGCCAUUGCUGCUGCUGCCGCUGCUGCAAGCGAGAUUCUGCAGAGCGACGUGCCUGAGCUGCGGUCGGUGCAGCAGGGGGCCAUGGAGCUGGUGGAAGCAGCGCUCAAACCAGAAAACCUCUGCAUGAUGGACCCCACAUGGCAUCCCUGGUUCUGAUUCUCCGAAUGCGCACUGCCUGAUGUGAUUUUGCCAACACGAAUAACUAACACGGUACCUAACAUAGGGUAUCAUUGAUAUAGGGUACAUACAUACUCAUGCAACCAUGUAUGACGCCUUGAGCUUUCAAGGUGCUGCUAUAUAAUCUAGCAUGUUGGGUUUGAGUUGAGAUUAGACCUUAGUUAUUUUGAAAACGAAUGUGGCUGUGCAAUACUUUCUUACUGAAUGCUUUGUGGAAUUCAUAUACUA
Closterium sp. NIES-67 is the source of this 21003-nucleotide messenger RNA. The record is from the annotation of a GenBank genome assembly. NCBI's taxonomy places the organism in Eukaryota, Viridiplantae, Streptophyta, Zygnematophyceae, Desmidiales, Closteriaceae.